This is a messenger RNA of Xiphophorus maculatus (southern platyfish), 1102 nucleotides long. It is a transcript of the gene mtres1, whose product is annotated as chromosome 19 C6orf203 homolog. Bases 65 to 763 code for a protein of 232 amino acids. The record is from RefSeq and is a predicted model, not a curated record. The transcript is spliced from 4 exons. Lineage: Eukaryota; Metazoa; Chordata; Actinopteri; Cyprinodontiformes; Poeciliidae.
GGCAGUAGAUUUAUAACUGCUGCUACAAAUACCAGACUCGGAAAGACAGACGAAGUGCAGAGCAAUGAAAGGUUAUUCCUUGGUGACAGGUUGGAGCUCCAGCAUGCGAAGCCUGGUGCUGCAGGUACUCGCUAUGAGGCAGUUCGGACGGUUGAACCCUCGCCACCUGCUAGCAGCUGGUUAUGGACCUAGGAGGACUGAGUGGUGCCCCAGAACCAUUCAUACUCGGCAGCUGUGGGGCUGCUCGACUUUCUCUGCACUUGGUGGUCACCGCCCUGCCCUCAAGACCUGGUCUUUGUACCAUCUGCGAUUUAAAAGCAAGAAGAAAGCUCCUUCACGUGCAGCCCAGGAACAGGAAGAUGAUUCAGAGGAUGAAAAUGACCCUGAGGAGAGCGAUUAUGAAGAUGAAGAUCCUAAUUUACCUAAAGAUUAUAAAGAUAUGGAGAAAUAUGUACCAUCUUUCCGCUAUGACGUUGUGUUAAAGGCUGGUUUGGAUUUAGCACGCAACAAAAUCGAGGAUGCGUUCUACAGCAACAAGCUCCGACUAAAUGGACAGAAACUAAUCAAGAAAAGUAAAACGGUUAAAGUUGGGGACAUCUUGGACCUCGUGCUGGCAGAGAACAGCGAAGCCAACACCGUCACUCUGAUGAGAGUCAUUCUCAGAAAGGUUUUAGGUGAAUCUAAUGAUGGCGAUAAAUACAAAGUUUCCAUAAGGAGGUGGAAAAGCCUUGAACUUGCCAAGGAUGAAGCCUUCAAACCAUGAACUUGUAAUGAAUCUGAAACAAAAGGGAUAAAAGUGCUCACAUGAGUGGGAUUAUAAAUUUACCUCAAGGUACUUGCUCUCCAGUGAUCAGUGGUGUAAAAGAAAAGUUUUAUUUACUUCCCUCCCCCUUAUAUCAUUUGCCAAUAAAUGUGCAUUUUAAAUGUGUAAAACUUAUUCUUCUCUUUUAUAGAGGUGUUUAGAGUACAUUUCUGCAAAUCAUGUAUACACUGAUCAGGGUUUUGUAUGAUUAGGGGAGUGUUGCUCUGGUCUGUUGUGUAGAAGGAGUUGAUCCAAUACAUCUGAUCUGUAUGCUUCCCUGUGGAGGUUUUCCAGGUAUAU